ACAGUGUGCGCGGCUCGGGGAGAAGCUGCAGAGCCCGGAUCGAGCAGCUGCUAAGGAUCAGCAAGGGAGAGGAUCAGCGCAUCUCGGGCGUGCUGAUCUAAAGCAUGGGGUCUUCGAGCACCAGCAUGCAGAAGAGCUGCCGCUUCCCUUUGAUGUGUCUGUUACUCUUCACAGCAGCAGAGUGCUUCUCUGGAGACCAUGAUCAUUUCUUGGCAUUACAUCAGAGGAAGAGUGGGAAGCCCAGGUUUAUUUACCGUCAUGUUCAAAGUAUCGAAAAGAGUUUACACUUGGAAAGACAGAAGAUGCCUAGUCAGAAUUUUCAUUCUUCCACUCAUCUGAAAGACAGCAAAUAUCUACCUACAAUGUUGGCCUUCCCACGCUCAUCACAUGGCCAGGCUCUUAAUUUGCUGGCUUCUAAUGACCCAGAUGUUGAAGUAGAAAAUCAACCAGUCCCACAAUCAUGUGUGAUUCUAGUGAUGCUGAAAAUGGAUGUAAACAAACUGAACACAACAUUGCUCCGGAGGUUCCGGCAGGGAAUCGCUGCAGCUCUAGGAUUAUUGCCGCAGCAAGUUCACAUCAAUCGACUGAACGGUAAGAAGAAUUGUGUCGAGCUCUUCAUUUCUCCGCUGAACAAGAAAAUAGGUGUUCCAGAUGCUCUUCCUUCUGCUGAAGUUUUACGGUCCCUAAACCUGCAUACCCUACACCAAAGACUGUCGCAUUUUGGAAUCACUGAAGUCUCAGCAGAGAAAAAUGUUCUACAAGGACAGCAUGAAGCAGAUAAGAUAUGGACCAAAGAAGGUUUUUAUACCAUAGUCAUCUUCCUCAGUAUCUUCGUCAUAAUUGUCACGUGCUUGAUGGUUCUCUACAGAUUAAAAGAAAAAAUUCAGUUUUCAUUAAGGCAGGACAAAAAAAACCAAGAGAUACACCUGUCGCCUCUCCCUGUUCAGCCUACACAGUCUGAGGCAAAGUGCUCUGGCAGUAUGGUCCAUCAUGCACGUAUCCCUAAAGCUGUGAACGUUGUUGUAGACCCGCAGUACCAGGGAACAGUGGAGAUAAAACUUCCAGCAUCUGCUGGACCCUCCCCGUUUAAAAUGAAGCCAGUGGGCCUGCAAGAAAGGAGAGGUUCCAAUGUGUCACUUACCCUAGAUAUGAGCACAUUAGGAAUUGUUGAGCCUUUCAACAUCAUACAGACACCUCGGGAGACAGUAGCCAAUGAAUACCUACAGUCAGCUAGUCGAGUCCUGACGAGGCAGCAGCUGCGUGACGUGGUUCAAAGUUCCCAUCUGCUUCACACCGAGUUCAUGGAAAUACCAAUGAAUUUUGUGGAUCCCAAAGAACUUGAUAUCCCAAGUCAUGGAACCAAAAACCGAUACAAAACUAUAUUACCAAAUCCAGCAAGUCGAGUGUGCUUGAAACCAAAGAUUAUGAAGGAUUCACUGGGCACGUAUAUAAAUGCUAACUUUGUCAAGGGUUAUGGUGGAGCUCCAAGGGCAUUCAUUGCUACUCAAGGGCCAAUGAUUAACACAGUGAAUGACUUCUGGCAGAUGAUCUGGCAAGAAGAUAGUCCUGUAAUUGUUAUGAUUACCAAACUAAAAGAAAAAAAUGAGAAAUGUGUUCUCUACUGGCCAGAAAAGAGAGGAAUCUAUGGAAAUGUUGAAGUCCUUGUUAACAGUGUAAACGAAUGUGAAUACUAUACCGUUCGGAUUCUCACUCUGAAGCAAGGAAGCCAGUCACGAAUUGUAAAGCAUUACUGGUACACCUCCUGGCCUGAUCACAAGACUCCAGACAGCGCACAGCCUCUUCUUCAACUAAUGCUAGAUGUUGAGGAAGACAGAAAAGCAUUUCCAGGCAGGGGUCCCGUGGCCGUACACUGCAGUGCGGGGAUCGGUAGAACUGGUUGCUUCAUCGCUACAUCUAUUGGUUGCUGUCAGUUGAAAGACGAGGAUGUUGUAGAUGUGUUAAAAAUUGUCUGCCGGCUGAGGAUGGACAGGGGAGGAAUGGUCCAAACGAGUGAGCAAUAUCAGUUUGUGCACCAUGCCCUCAGCCUUUAUGAAAGCCGACUGUCCACACAAAGCGUCCAGUGAGGAACCGACGACAAAUAAAAUUGGUCUCUUUUUAAGGUAAUUCGAUUACCAACCAGCAGUUUCAUGAAGGAGUGAAGAAGACUGCUAGGAAGGAUGUAUGAAGACAACCUGUUUUAAGCUUGAUGGAGAGCCCAGCUCAACAGGGAGGACAAUAUUAUGUCAUUGAAUGUAACUGAGCUGUAAGCUUCUGCACAGAAGAAGAGGUUCUUCUUUGGUAUACAGUAGUUGUAUAUGGGUUUUACUUAUGUAUCCCGAAAGGGGAUGUAUUUCUCAAAUAGAAUUAUUUAUCACCAAGAAUGUAUGUAAUACUGAAACAGUCUAACAGUGGAUUUAUAAAGAUUAUUCAGUGUAUUAAAAACAUGUUUGCAAACUGUGUCUCGUAAAUGGACUGUCAGCUGUCACUCUGUACCUGUCAAGUGCUAUUACGGUCUAUGUGGUGAUCCGAUUCCCUAACCACAUCAGAUAUUUGCUGCUAGUGUUGCAAGUGGUAGUUCUUAUUUGGUUUAUAAGAAGAAGAAAAAAAGAACAUUUUUUUUAAGACGUUUAAACAAGCGGUCAAUAUUUUGUAUGAAAAUGUGGUCUUGCUCUAUAACCAAUUUGUGAUUUUAUUUUUUGUAGAAAUAUCUAAGUAGCUACAAAGCACAAAGCCCUUUAAUUUGUGGAAAUGCAUCUCUACUAUAUACUAUAUGGUGUAAUACUUCCUUUUUUUCCAGAUCUAAAUACAGUGUAUUUGUACAUUCUGUGUUAUCAUAUAUGUUUAUAGCAUAUACUCAAAAAAAGGAGAAAAAAACAAACAAAAAAACUUAUUGUCUUUUACUAAAGAUUAAUUUAUGACUUUGUGUACUUGACCUCUUUAAAUGUCCUAGUGGCAGGGAGCUCUCGAAAUGAUUAUAGAAAAAUGUUUACCUGCCAUAGGAUAGGUUUACUUAUAUAUAUAUAUGUAUAGAGCAUAUAUCAGAUAGGAUAACCAGAUUUGCUGCUAUGAGUUUGUGUUGCAUUCCUUUGUAGGAUCUUGAUGUCCAGUGAAUUGGUCUUUUAUUGGCAAAAAAAUGUUAUAUGUACAAAGGGAUUAUUGAAUUUCUCAUGUAAACCUGUUGAUAUGUAUUGCCAAUAAAGUACACUUGAUUAAAAAUGA
Spea bombifrons (plains spadefoot toad) is the source of this 3219-nucleotide messenger RNA. It is a transcript of the gene PTPRR, whose product is annotated as protein tyrosine phosphatase receptor type R. Gene Ontology annotation, biological process: protein dephosphorylation. The record is from RefSeq and is a predicted model, not a curated record. The transcript has 14 exons. Bases 105 to 2084 code for a protein of 659 amino acids. Gene Ontology annotation, molecular function: protein tyrosine phosphatase activity. NCBI's taxonomy places the organism in Eukaryota, Metazoa, Chordata, Amphibia, Anura, Pelobatidae.